Messenger RNA from Papaver somniferum (opium poppy), 561 nucleotides. RefSeq lists its product as uncharacterized. The record is from RefSeq and is a predicted model, not a curated record. The transcript has a single exon. Bases 1 to 561 code for a protein of 186 amino acids. NCBI's taxonomy places the organism in Eukaryota, Viridiplantae, Streptophyta, Magnoliopsida, Ranunculales, Papaveraceae. Gene Ontology annotation, biological process: shoot system development; root development.
AUGGCUUCCUUCCAUGUUCGUUCCAUCAGUUUACCUAAAAACUCCCAUCCUCUUACUCUUGCAGUGGAGGAACAAUUGUGCCAACUAAAAGCAUCUUCAUCAAUCAGCCAAAAUUUAUCUGGUCUCAAAAAGUUAUAUGAGUGUGUUGAAGAUUUCCUUUCUACCCAAGAUGGGGAAUGCUUAGACUCUGGUUUGGAUGGAUCUAUCAAGGUGUUGGAUGUUUGUAGUAUUGCCAAGGAUGUUUUGUCUCAAAUGAAACAAUCCGUUCAAGAAGUCCAAUCAUCCAUUAGAAGAUCAAAUGAAGUUUCUGAAUACAUGAUCUCAAGAAAGAAGAUCACUAAGGUGAUCCGCAAGUGCCUUUCAGAUCUAAAAAACAAGAAAAUCGACUCCGAAAGUAGUAUCCUAAGAGAAGUUGAAGCAACUACUCUUGCUAUUCUUGAAUCUCUAUUGUCCUUUGUGUCUGAGCCAAAACAAAACAAGUCCUUGAUCUCUAAAUUGAUUCUCAACAAGCGAGUUGCACACAAAUGCGAUGAAGAAACUUCUGAAGUGAUGAACGUUUGA